UCGAAAAUUUUCCGAUCUCACCCAAAAGAAACCACCUCAAAUUCUAGAAAGAAAAAAGAUAAUUCGUUUUGUGUUGGAAAUGAUAAAGGAUUCGAACGUGCCCAAGGCAAUGAUAUUCCCAUCGUUGUUCGUCAUAUUAUUACUGUGCGCUUUGAGUAGUGCUCCUGUGUGUGACGCCAUUUGGUUGAAUCUUCCCAAAACCGGUACUAACUACGUCUCCGAGGAAAUCCACAACAAUGUCGUUGUUUUGGCAGACUAUGUAGUGGUUUCCAUGGGAGAAGGUCAAUCUGCUCCCAUUGCCGUCAAGGUGACAUCUCCGUUUGGAAACAAUCUUCAUCACAGGGAGAAUGUGAUGAAGAUUGUGACUUACGGGCGAUUUGCGUUCACAACAGAGGAGUCCGGCAAUUACCUAGCAUGUUUCUGGUCCGAUAACGGUACUGCCGGAAGUGGUAAAGUUGUUAUCAAUAUUGACUGGAAAACUGGAAUUGCAACUAAAGACUGGGAGGCAGUUGCCAGAAAAGAAAAACUUCAGGGGGUUGAGCUGGAGCUGACGAAACUGGAAGGAGCGGUGGAGGCAAUUCAUGAGAAUUUACUGUAUCUGAAAAGCAGAGAAGCAGAAAUGGUGAGUACGAGUGAGACCACAAACGCUAAAGUCGCGUGGUUUAGUUUCAUGUCUCUGGGUAUCUGCAUCCUUGUUUCAAGCCUGCAAGUCUGGUACUUGAAGAGUUUCUUCCAAAACAAGAAGCUUAUAUAA
Messenger RNA from Hibiscus syriacus, 754 nucleotides. Its product is annotated as transmembrane emp24 domain-containing protein p24delta3-like. Lineage: Eukaryota; Viridiplantae; Streptophyta; Magnoliopsida; Malvales; Malvaceae. Gene Ontology annotation, biological process: intracellular protein transport; Golgi organization; endoplasmic reticulum to Golgi vesicle-mediated transport. Gene Ontology annotation, cellular component: endoplasmic reticulum; COPII-coated ER to Golgi transport vesicle; Golgi apparatus. The transcript has 4 exons. Bases 80 to 754 code for a protein of 224 amino acids. The record is from RefSeq and is a predicted model, not a curated record.